Molecule: messenger RNA, 936 nt
Organism: Aspergillus melleus
Lineage: Eukaryota; Fungi; Ascomycota; Eurotiomycetes; Eurotiales; Aspergillaceae
Product: SMP-30/gluconolactonase/LRE family protein
Exons: 3
Coding region: 1-936 (311 amino acids)
Source: RefSeq, a predicted model, not a curated record
AUGUUUGCAGUGUCCGAAGCCGUCCACGAGGCACCUGUUUACGUGGCGUCACAAAAUAAACUGUACCUGUCACAAUUGGCUCCCCCGGCCGGCUACCUGCCCCAGCUUGUGGUCGAUCUAAACCAAGACCCUCCUACGCUGUCGGAAUUUCUGUCCGACCCCCCUGUUUAUGCCCCAAAUGGCGGCACUUUCCAUAACGGCAAGAUCAUCUGGGGAGCCUCCGGUGGGAAUCGGUCUGUCGGGGGUGGCGAGCAGCGUGUAUCUUUGAGGACACUGGAUCCGGAGACCAACAAGACCACUAACUUGGUCAAUAACUAUUACGGCUUCUACUUUAACACUAUCGAUGACCUAGCCGUGCAUCCGAGGACGGGAGAUAUUUGGUUCACAGACCCUCACUACUCUUGGUUCAAUUCUCUUAGCGAUACCCCUCCACAACUUCCGUCAGCUAGCUACAGGUACAAUGGGUCCUCGGGCGCCGUCAUGGUCGUGGAUGACAGCAUUGGCCAGCCCAAUGGCAUUGCCUUCAAUCCGGACGGCACGACCGUAUACAUCAGCGACACUGCCGCGGUCAGUGGGCCCGUCGACCCCGACGCCGGACAUCCGGGGACCCCUUUUAAUGCCACCCAUCGCAGGACUGUCUAUGCUUUUGAUGUGAGCAGCGAUGGUACUCAGGCCUUGAAUAAGCGCCCUAUCUAUUUGGCGGCCGGGUUCGUGCCGGAUGGCCUCAAGGUGGCCGCGAAUGGGUAUAUCUUGGCAGGGACUGGACGAGGCGUCGACGUACUAGACCCAGCUGGCCAGCUUCUCCUGACGAUCCAGACGAACUACACGGUGCAAAACUUUGCCUGGACAGGCCCCGAACUCAAAACCCUCUGGUUGAUGGGGAACGGGGGGAUCAGCAAGGUUGAGUGGGAGCUUGCAGGCCAGGAAUUGAAGUGA